This is a messenger RNA of Homalodisca vitripennis (glassy-winged sharpshooter), 1651 nucleotides long. RefSeq lists its product as uncharacterized. Bases 148 to 1155 code for a protein of 335 amino acids. The transcript has 5 exons. NCBI's taxonomy places the organism in Eukaryota, Metazoa, Arthropoda, Insecta, Hemiptera, Cicadellidae. The record is from RefSeq and is a predicted model, not a curated record.
UAUCAUUUUAACUUUUUGUUUGUAAACAAUUACUUUUCUAAAAUUCUGACAAUUAAAGUUUUAUAAAUUAUUAAAUUUUAUUUAAUUAUGUUUUCCCACUAUAGUGACUUAGCAAUAAAAUAAGGUUCUUAUUAAAAAUUAGCCAACAUGUAUUUUUACGUGGUUGUUUGGUUAUGCCUCCUUGGGACUGAAGUUUCCGCUUCCCCUCGCUGUGUAGAGAUCCUGGACGCUGGAUUGUUGCCCGUUGUUAAGGACCACAUCGGGAUCCACUUCUUCGUCACCGUGAUCAACCGAGGCCCCGAGGCGACCGAGGUGGAGGUCACGAUGGUUCAGUGUUGUGAGGAAUUCCCAGGUAGCUCCACCGAAUGUUCACAUAUCCACUUGAUCCCGGAGACUCGCAUAUUGGAUGUCGGCAAGACCCGCAACUUUACCCUGAUAUACCCGACACUCUACCCCUACAAUCGGCGUGGCGAGUGUCUGCUUUCCGUCCACUACAUGACGUCCUGCAAUCGUAGCAAGGAGGCACGUCAGCACAUCGCCUUCGACACCACCCUUUCUGACGAUAACGUCAAGUGCCACGUGCUUCGAGGGUUCCCCGGAUAUGUAAUGGAGCAGCCUCUCUGCAAGUCCUACGACGAGGAUGCUCUGGAUAGCUGCAAGAUGGUGGACUGUCACAAGAAGUACUUCGGCCUGAGGAGCUACUUCAACCGUGGGACUCGAGUAUGUGAGCCAGUCCCGGCCUGUCUGCCCUCCAAGCGACGAGGGAUGCCGGAUACCGUGUAUGACGUCACCGUCAAUCGAUGUGCAGACAUGACUGGCUGUCUCAGCGAAGAUGACUUGCAGCACCUGUCUCAUGCUGACUUGGAGCCCGAGUGUGUUCCCUCAUAUUCCAGCCGAAUGGCCUUCCUCAAUUGCCAUUACGGCCGCCUCAGCAACGACUCCGGGGACUGCAUCUGUGAGAGCGGUUAUGCUCGAGCCCCAAUGCCGGAAGAACCGGGCAACCCACGUACUCAGGUGUUCCAUUCUUGUAAUGUGGACAACAGCUGUUGGAGCUGGGACCGAUUCAUGAUGUUACCUGACAGAGCAGUGCUCUUGGUAGCCCUCUUCCUGGCCAUCAUCAUCGCCAUCCUCGCACUCUGUUUAGUUCGCGAAUGACCAACUCUUCAGAGGCUCUCAUCAGUACUAACGCGUUGACCCUCUCUCGAGCCAUAGCCAUGAUGCGUGGUCUGCGUUUGUAUAAAAAGACCCUCAUCCUUAGAUAGAAAAAAUGAGCGUGUCACGAUUUUCAGACUGCUGUAGAUUCAAAUUAAGAAUACUGUACCUGAAAUAAAAUAUACUGCACCUUAGCGACGUAUAAUUGUCGCAGUAUAACUCGAAAAAUAUAGCUUCUUUAUUAAAAAAAUAAUUUUUCAUUUCGCUAUGUUAAGGAAUAAUAUACAUAAAAACUAGCAUUGACUUUGAUUGGUACAGUUUCGAAAUCGCCUCUAAAUAUCCAAUACGCUUUGACAAAGAUGAUUACAAAACAUUUACACUGUUAAAAUACGUAUUAUGCUUUUUUUUAAUUUUAUGAUUCAAUAAGUUUUGGGAAAAUUUCCAUUAAGUCACUAAUAAGAGGCAAAAUAUACACCUGUUUUGUUAUAUUAUCUUUAUG